Messenger RNA from Adineta steineri, 2571 nucleotides. The record is from the annotation of a GenBank genome assembly. Lineage: Eukaryota; Metazoa; Rotifera; Eurotatoria; Adinetida; Adinetidae.
AUGGCUUCAACUGAUAAUUUAAAUCAGUUGGAGCCAACUUUUAUGUAUACCCAGCUAUUCAAGGAAAUUCUUAUUGAUAUGGAACAUGAUAGCCAGGCAAUCAAGAACUUUAUUACUUACAGUCGUCAAAAUGACUGCGGGUCUACAGUUAUUAUUGAUCGAUUCCAAAACGAAUACCAUCAUCAAUCAGCUAUUUGGUGGUAUACGUAUCCAUCAUUUAUCUAUUCUAUGUUGAAUUAUGCUCUUCGCUCUAUGGAAGGUGAUACCAUUAUUAACAUGGGCUUUUUUAUACAUGAUCUUCACCAACAAAUUCAACAACUACACCAACAACAGGUUCAUAGUUAUCAUAGCAAAUCAUUCAUUGUUUACCGGGGACAAGGUCUAUCCAAAGCAAAUUUCGAAAAACUUAAAAGAGCAAAACGUGGUUUAAUGUCCUUUAAUAACUUUUUAUCCACGAGUACAGAACAAGACAUAGCUCUCGGACUUGCUUAUAGUGCCUCAGAAAACGUGGACAUGAUUGGCAUUCUAUUUAUAAUGUCUAUUGAUCCUUGUAUUAAAUCAGCACCAUUUGCCGCCAUCAAAGAAAUAAGUUAUUUUAAUCAAGAAGAAGAAAUUCUCUUCUCCAUGCACACCGUCUUUCGAGUGGGUGCAAUUAAACAAAUGGACAAUGAGAAUCAACUUUAUCAAGUUGAAUUACAGUUAACAUCGGAUGAUGAUCAAGAAUUGCGAUUACUUACUGAUCGGAUACGAGAAGAAGCUGGUGGUGGUACUGGAUGGCAGAGACUGGGUAAUUUAUUGCUUAAAGUCGGUCAAUUUAAUAAAGCUAAAGAACUUUGUAACGCAUUACUGGAACAGACAUCUGAUGAGAGUGAAAAAGCGUUUUAUUAUAAUCAACUUGGGGUUGUCUCUUCCAAUCAAGGUGAUUCUGAAAAGGCUAUUUGGUAUUAUAAACAAGGGCUUGAAAUUGUGCAAAAAACUCUCCCUUCAAAUCAUCCUAAUUUGGCUGUUUCAUACAGCAACAUCGGUAUUGUGUAUUUUGACUUGGGAGAGUACUCAAAAGUGCUUUCAUAUUACGAAAAAGCACUUGAAAUCUAUCAAAAAACUCUCCCUUCAAAUCAUCCCCAUUUGGCUACUUCAUACAACAACGUCGGUUUAGUAUAUUACAACAUGAGUGAGUACUCGAAAGCACUUUCAUAUUACAAAAAAGCACUAGAAAUUCAAGGAAGAACUCUUCCUUCAAAUCAUCCGGAUUUCGCACAGUCAUACAACAACAUUGGUAUUGUGUAUUAUAACUUGGGAGAGUACUCGAAAGUGCUUUGGUCUCUCGAAAAAGCACGUGAAAUUUUGCAAAAAACUCUUCCUCCGAAUCAUCCUAAUUUUGCGAAGUCAUGCCACAAUACCGGUAUGGUGUAUCACAACAUGGGAGAGUACUCGAAAGCACUUUCAUUUUACGAAAAAGCACUUCAGAUUCAAGAAAAAACUCUUCCUUCAAAUCAUCCUGAUUUGGCUACUUCAUACAACAGCAACGGUAGUGUGUAUGGCAGAAUGGGAGAGUACUCGAAAGCACUUUCAUAUUACGAAAAAGCACUCGAAAUUCGACAACAAUUUCUUUCCUCAAAUCAUCCUGAUUUGGCUACUUCAUACAACAACAUUGGUAGUGUGUAUCACAACAUGGGAGAGUACUCGAAAGCACUUUCAUUUUACGAAAAAGCACUUCAGAUUCAAGAAAAAACUCUUCCUUCAAAUCAUGAUGAUUUCGCACAGUCAUACAGCAACAUCGGUAUGGUGUAUCACAACAUGGGAGAGUACUCGAAAGCACUUUCAUUUUACGAAAAAGCACUUCAGAUUCAAGAAAAAACUCUUCCUUCAAAUCAUCCUGAUUUGGCUACUUCAUACAGCAACAUCGGUACUGUGUAUACCAACAUGAUAGAUUACGAGAAAGCAAUGUCAUCUCACGAAAAAGCACUCGAAAUUCGACAACAAUUUCUUUCCUCAAAUCAUCCUGAUUUGGCUACUUCAUACAACAACAUUGGUAGUGUGUAUAACAACAUGGGAGAGUGCUCGAAAGCACUUUCAUUUUACGAAAAAGCACUUGAAAUUCAAGAAAAAACUCUUCCUUCAAACCAUCCUCAUUUGGCUGCUUUAUGCAACAACAUCGGUUUGGUUUAUGCCAAGAUGGGAGAGUACUCGAAGGCACUUUCAUUUUAUGAAAAAGCAACUGGAGUUCAAGAAAAAAUUCUUCCUUCAAAUCAUCCUGAUUUGGCUACUUCAUACGACAACACCGGUGGUGUGUUUGACCAAAUGGGAAAGUACUCGAAAGCACUAUCAUUUUAUGAAAAAGCACUUGAAAUUCGAGAAAAAACUCUUCCUUCAAAUCAUCCUGCUUUGGCUACUUCGUACAGCUAUAUCGCUGUGGUAUAUUAUAAGAUCAAUGACUACUCGAAAGCACUGUCUUACUUGAAACGUGCUCUGGACAUAUGGCAACGUACAUUAUCUCCAACUCAUCCUUGUAUUCGAAAUAUAAAACAGACUAUUGAAAUUGUAAAAGAAGAAAUUAUAAAGAAUGUUUAA